Messenger RNA from Suillus discolor, 1269 nucleotides. Its product is annotated as ras-domain-containing protein. The transcript has 6 exons. The record is from RefSeq and is a predicted model, not a curated record. Gene Ontology annotation, molecular function: GTPase activity; GTP binding. The coding region runs from base 154 to 849 and encodes 231 amino acids. Gene Ontology annotation, biological process: regulation of exocytosis; protein secretion. Lineage: Eukaryota; Fungi; Basidiomycota; Agaricomycetes; Boletales; Suillaceae.
AGAGGUCUUUCUUUGAGUGGACGCAUGAUGCAAACGAGGCUUGUUGCCUCCCAGUAGCCGCCGUCCACACAUAAUUCAUCGCCGCUCAAGACAUUUGUAUUACUCUACCAACUACCUGCUGACCCGUUCCUUUCAACGACCCAAUCACAUAUCAUGCCUCCAACGGAUCUCAUGAAGAAAUCCUCUACUGCCACUACCACUAACUCACCCGUAAAUGUCAAGCUUCUACUAAUCGGGAACGCCUCAGUAGGGAAAAGUAGUUUGCUCUUGCGCUUCUCGGACGAGCAAUGGCUCCCCGAGGACGAAGCGAGCGCAACGAUAGGCGUUGAUUUCCGUGUGCACAAGAUGGAAGUCAACGGACGAAAGGUGAAACUCAGUAUAUGGGAUACAGCCGGCCAAGAACGAUUCCGUACGAUCACAUCCUCAUACUACCGUGGUGCUCAAGGGAUCAUACUUGUGUAUGAUGUAGCAAACCGCGAGACAUUCGAAGCGCUUCCGAAAUGGUUUUCAGAAAUCGACACCUAUGUCUCAAUCACAGUACCGAAGAUUAUUGUUGGAAACAAGGUCGAUAAGGAAAACUCUCGACAAGUCUCCACGGACGAAGGUUCCACUUUUGCCUCUCGUCAGAAUGCCCUCUUCGUUGAGGCCUCUGCAAAGACGGCUAUAGGGGUACGCGAGGUAUUCGAGGAGCUAGUGGCGCGGAUUCUUGAGACCCCAGAACUAUGGGCACCUGUUGCACCGGAAGCUGGUGUGAGUUUUGGGAAGCGGGGUGAGGAGGACGGUAUGCCGGGAACGAUCAAUAUAGGGCGUGACACGACUGCACAGGACGACGGGAGUUGCGGAUGCUAGAUUCUGUGUUUAAGCGGCUGUCACUGUGAGGCCGCUUUGCACGCGGCGGAUGGAACCCACGGGGGUCGAUCUGCCUCGGACACGACUGAUAUACCUUGAUGUGCCUACGUACUGCACUCAAUUCAUGUACUAUAGACACGCGGGCCAUCUGGAGAAAUCAAUCCUUGUUACAUUUACCAUCACCUUAUAGGGGUAAUACGCAGACUGGUGGAAUUUCAAGGUGCGGAAUGGUGUGGGUUGGGUGAGCACGAGGCAUUUAUAUAACUACAUGCCACUUAUUUGUUUCUAACGAAUACUGUUGUGAUCAAAGUCAAACACCAGGAAGCAGACUCAUUGUCCACGCGAGUAUGCAGCAAUUACCAGAUCACACAUCAGUACACACGAUGAGUGCGCAGUAUUAGCCUCGGUUGACCAUAUAUA